Molecule: messenger RNA, 1704 nt
Organism: Loxodonta africana (African savanna elephant)
Lineage: Eukaryota; Metazoa; Chordata; Mammalia; Proboscidea; Elephantidae
Gene: LCTL
Product: lactase like
Exons: 13
Coding region: 1-1704 (567 amino acids)
Biological process (GO): carbohydrate metabolic process
Molecular function (GO): beta-glucosidase activity
Source: RefSeq, a predicted model, not a curated record
AUGAAGCCACUUCCGGUUGUCACCCUUUGGUGGGUGCUACUGCUGGUGCCCAGGCUGGGGGCCACCAGGAAGGGGUCCCCAGAAGAGGCCUCCUUCUACUACGGAACGUUCCCACCCGGCUUUUCCUGGGGCGUGGGCAGUUCUGCCUAUCAGACAGAGGGCGGCUGGGACCAGGACGGAAAAGGACCCAGCAUCUGGGACACCUUCACACACAGCAGGAAGGGGAAGGUACUUGGGGACGAGACAGCAGAUGUGGCCUGCGAUGGUUACUACAAGGUCCAGGAGGACAUUGCCUUGCUGAGGGAGCUGCACGUGAGCCACUACCAGCUUUCCCUGUCUUGGCCUCGACUCCUGCCCACGGGUGUUCGAGGUGACCAGGUGAAUGCGAAGGGAGUCAAAUUCUACAACGACAUCAUUGAUGCCCUUCUGAAGAGCAACAUCACCCCCAUGGUGACAUUACACUACUGGGAUCUCCCGCAGCUGCUCCAGGUCAAAUAUGGCGGGUGGCAGAACAUGAGUCUGAUCAACUACUUCAAUGAUUACGCCAAUCUGUGCUUUGAGGCCUUUGGGGAUCGGGUGAAGCACUGGAUCACUUUCAGUGAUCCUCGGGCAAUGGUGGAAAAAGGCUAUGAGACGGGCCAUCAUGCACCAGGUCUGAAGCUACAUGGCACGGGUCUGUAUAAGGCAGCACAUCACAUCAUUAAGGCCCAUGCUCGAGCCUGGCAUUCUUAUAACACCACGUGGCGCAGGAGGCAGCAAGGCUUGGUGGGGAUUUCGUUAAACUGUGAUUGGGGGGAGCCUUUGGACAUCAGAAACCCCGAGGACAUAGAGGCUGCAGAGAGAUACCUACAAUUCUGCCUGGGCUGGUUUGCCAACCCCAUUUAUGCUGGUGACUAUCCUCAAGUCAUGAAGGACCGUAUAGGAAGGAAGAGCACAGAGCAAGGCCUGGAGAUGUCAAGGCUACCAGUGUUCUCAGUCCAGGAAAAGAGCUACAUCAAGGGCACAUCAGAUUUCCUGGGAUUAGGUCAUUUUACUACGCGGUACAUCACAGAAAGGAAUUACUCCUCCCGCCAGGGGCCCAGCUACCAGAACGAUCGUGAUAUAAUGGAACUUGUUGACCCAAACUGGCCAGAUCUGGGGUCUAAAUGGCUAUAUUCUGUGCCCUGGGGAUUUAGGAGGCUCCUCAAUUUUGCUCAGACUCAGUAUGUCAAUCCUCCCAUGUAUGUGACGGAAAACGGAGCUUCUCAAAAAUCAGACUGUACUCAUCUCUGUGAUCCGUGGAGAAUACAGUACCUUAAAGGAUACAUAAAUGAAAUGCUAAAAGCCAUCAAAGACGGCGCUAACAUAAAAGGGUAUACCUCCUGGUCCCUGCUGGAUAAGUUUGAAUGGGAGAAUGGAUACUCAGAGAGAUACGGAUUCUACUACGUCGACUUUAAGAGCAGACAUAAACCUCGCUAUCCAAAGGCUUCUGGGCAAUAUUACAAGAGGAUUAUCAUUGCCAAUGGGUUUCCAAAUCCAAGAGAGGUGGCAAGUUGGCACCUCGAAGCUUUGGAAACUUGCUCUAUCAACAACCACAUGCUUGCUACAGAGCCCUUGUUAAAUCACAUGCAGAUGGUUACGGAGGCUGUGGUACCCACGGUCUGCGCCCUCUGCAUACUAAUUGCUGCAGUUCUGCUGAUGCUCCUUCUUCGGAGGCAGAGUUGA